Messenger RNA from Lycium ferocissimum, 1141 nucleotides. RefSeq lists its product as uncharacterized. Bases 417 to 1076 code for a protein of 219 amino acids. The transcript is spliced from 5 exons. Lineage: Eukaryota; Viridiplantae; Streptophyta; Magnoliopsida; Solanales; Solanaceae. The record is from RefSeq and is a predicted model, not a curated record.
AACCAGUAAUAAUAUUUAAAACACCUGGAGGAAGUCCAGCCUGUUAAAAUUCAAGAGUUAUACAUUCUCCCUCUUUUUAGUGUCUUUAAGUAAUUUAUAAGUAUUAAAUUAUUUUAAAGCAAUUCCUACAGGAGAAUAUGAAGCGAAAACGCAAGAAUUCAGCACAAGCAAUGUUAGAAAGCUUACGAGGACGGCAAGCUGACAACAAUAGCACAACUUCCCAAGAUUUGCAGCAACAGAUUAGUGGGUAUUAACUAGACGACCAACUUGAUAAUGAGAACCUAACAACUCAUACAUUCAGUAAUAACAACUUGAAUUCUUCUUCAAGCUCCAAUGAAGCUAACUCAAAAAAGAAAGAGGAGCCCUUACUUGUCGAGAUUAGAGAUACUUUGACUGGAGAAGUUACAACUCAAAAGAUGCAAGCAGAUCGAGUUUGGAACUUGGAAAAAAAUAAAAAAAUUGUGGUGGAACUCAACGCGGAUGGACAAGGAAGUGAUAAUGGUUCAAACUUGCUUGUGAGAUUUCUUGGCAAACUUUCUCAAAAGUCAAUAAUUUGUCCCAUAUCAGUUGAGAGAUGGGAUAGGAUGCCUGAGGCAAAAAAUCGCCUACAAUGGCAGUUAAUUGAGGAGAAUUUCGAGUUUGAUUAUGCUGUUGGAAUCAAAUGGGUGAUGCGUACUUUAGGCGAUAGAUGGAAGGCCUAUAAAUAUACGUUAAGAAAUAAAACCUUCUACCCUAGCAAAAGUAAGGAACAGAUUCUUGCUAAUCCUCCCGAAACUGUGGUUUCUAGUGAUUGGACUGCUUUUGUGCAUCACUAUAAAGAGGAGAAGAUGAAGACACAAAGUGAACAAAAUGCAAGAAAUCGAAGUAAACUUAAAGUCCCCCAUGUCGGUGGUAGCAAAAGCAAUGCAAGGAGAGGUCGUCAAAUGGAGAAAAAGUAUGGAAGGCCUGUGUGUCGAAGUGAGGUUGUUUUGUCAACUUUACUGAAAAAGAAUGGCAAUUAUGUGAAUGAAGAAGGGAAUAUUAUAGCUGUAAGUUCCAAACACUUUUCCAUUUUCAAACUUCAAUUACAAUGUUGAUUUCCUAGUGAUAAUUUUCUCAGUAAUGUGAGUGAAUCUUUUUAGAUGUUGAGUAAUUUUUGAUU